Molecule: messenger RNA, 1322 nt
Organism: Saccostrea cuccullata (small rock oyster)
Lineage: Eukaryota; Metazoa; Mollusca; Bivalvia; Ostreida; Ostreidae
Exons: 6
Coding region: 739-1170 (143 amino acids)
Source: RefSeq, a predicted model, not a curated record
UUGAAAAGUGGAAAUCCCAGAGAAGUAAAAUGAACCUCUAGUAGAUGUGUCUUAGGAUUCAAUCUCGAAAUAUAGGCUACAAAUAUCUGCAUUUCAUUAUUUGAAAAAGUCAGAGCAUUAAAGAAUAUCAAAUUCUACAGACCCUGGACCCAGUUUAAAAUGGAAGGAAAACUUUGGAGACAUCAAUUCAAUUGAAAAGCAUUAGAAGAUUACUAUGGCCUCUUCCUCUUACGCGUCUACAGAAGAGACGACAAAUGCCUGUAGAGCCUGCCGACUUAUCCUGGGUCCAUGUACAGAUGAGUUACGUGAUGUUUUACGUCAUUAUGUACCACCAUCAACAUUUCCACAUGUCAUUAAAAUAAAGAGGAGUAAUCUCCCCCGUCUGACAGCUCAACAGAUGAAUCUUAUUUUACCGAGGGGUAGUAGUUAUACAGGAAACUAUGGUGAUAUGGACAUUUCAUUAUUGUAUAUACUACUUAGAAACAUUGGUGGUAUACCACCACACAGUAAUGGCUGGGGAUAUGAUCCAGACCCUACAGAUCUCUCUCUCUCUCUGCCAACAUUGAGAGAAUCCGUAUUGCCAGAAAUCAGUGUGUACAUUCUUCUAGCCCAGUCCUCUCUAAUGCUGACUUUAACACAAUCUGGUCCACUGUCAGAUCAGCAGUUGUGGACCUUGAUUCUUUCCUUAGCAAUGGGAACCAGUAUGAAAGAGAGGUGGACUUUUUGAGACAUGAGACAAUGGACCCUGUCCAUGACCGCCAUUACAUAGAAGAACUGAGGAAACAGGCUGAAGAAGAUGCAGAAACAAGAAAAAUGGUCCAAGGCCUGAAACGAAAAUUAAUAAAGAGUGAAACAGACAGAAUUAAAAAACACAGAAAAAUGCUAAAAAUUGUUGAUGAAAUUAAAUCGCCAAAGUCUGUCAUCCCUCCUAAUGUCAGAGAUAUUUUUGAAAAAGAGUUCAAACGAUGGAAAGAGGAGGAUCGGGUUUACAGUGAAAGCCACGGUUUCCUUGCAAUGUUGGACAAAGUAAGAGAGCAACCUUACAUGACAUUUGUUGGUGUCCCAGGCUCAGGAAAACGAUUCAUCACAUGCAACGAUUCAUCACAUAGCCCUGAUACUCCAAGAAGAAGGAUGCGAGGUUGUACCUAUUAUAGACAUCAGGAAGAUUGAAGAUUAUUCUGACUCUCGUCAUCCACAAGUUUUUGUCAUUGAUGAUGUGGUAGGUGUGUUUGGUCUUCAAAAACAGAAAUUAGAACUAUUACUCGAUUAUGAAAGAACAAUUUCAAAUCCCUCCAAUAGAAAUACAAAAGUACUAAUGUCAU